GGUUUGCCUUUGUCGUUCUGCUCAGCUAUAAGAAUCUGGAUACUCUGAAGGACAGUUUUUCUCAUCAGAGCCAGCAGCUCAUGUCCAGUGCUGUGACGGUGUCCGUUAGCAACUCCAACACAACAAACCUGCCCCAACCGGUUAAUCUCACCUUCAAUCACCUGCAGGUAACACUUGUGUCUCUUCUUAAUAGUCUCUGGCUGUCAGUAAAACAUGUUUUUCAUUUAUAUAUUUUGCAUGAAGUCAAAUUUUUUCCCGAAUUGACUGAGUGAAAAUGGAAUGAACCCCAACUCAUAUAUACACUGUAUCCUAGUCCAGUGAUGUUGACCCCACCUGUGUUUAUUGGUCGGAUGAGAAUGGACCGGGGGAGUGGUCUGGGCGGGGUUGCACUUCAGUGAUGUCAAACUCCACCCACACUGUGUGCUCCUGCAACCAUCUCAGCACAUUUGCUCUGCUGAAGGGAAUCCAUCAGAAAAAGGUGAUGAUAAAACUAACCAGUUUCCAUCCAACUUUUUUAUGCGAGUAAAGUAUAUGUCGGAUAAAAAAUUUAAUAACAGAACUGAUGGAAACAGAAAAUGUUUUGGUAAACUUUCAAAAUGUCAAGAAAACAAAAUACGCUAGACAAGGUGGGAUCUUUUUGUUUCGGUAAAAAUAAUUAUGCAAGAAAUGUAGGUGGAAACGCUUUUAUGCGUAAAUAUUGAUAUAAUAACCAUCAUAUCGAAGUACAUUUAGAGUCACGCUAUGACGUGUGUGGUCCUCCCUCUACGACUCGUCAGGAAAGCAUGCAGUUUAUUAGGCACCAGAUUAAAUACAUUUAUGAUGAACUUCACAAGGUGGUAAAUGUGCAAGGUCAUGAGCUCUCCAAUAAAUAUCGAGGGUCUUAUUCUGGUGACAUGAUCAUCGAUGCUUGGCUGCAGUUUGACAAAUAAAACAAUCUCGCUUUUUUGUCCAUAAUAAUCUCAUCAUGUAGGCUAUACGUGCACUCUAGCCAACAGCGCACAUAUACUUAUCCAUAAACAGCGCUGUGGACUAGAGCGCAGGUGCCAAUACCGGAGUGGGCACACUUCCAAUAUCAGUAGAGUUGAAAAUGCCAUCGAAAGCCAUUAAACUUUUUUUUGGUACAUGGGAAUUUAACCGCAAAGUGUAUUUGUAUGUGCACUAUGUCAUCACGCACAGCCCUUUAUCUGUCAAUUUGAUGGAAACACCUCUCUGUUGGAAAAAUUGUAGUGUUUUAAAGCGCAUUUUAGAAUAUUCCCAUGUAAAUCUGUCGCCAAUUGGAUGGAAACAUAGUUAGUGUAGCACAUCUGAAGGGGGAGAAAAUAUAUUCCCUGAUAUCUGUGUCAGAGACUUCCUUUGGUUCCACUGGAAAUGUUCAUGUUCUAAACUGCUAAAUGUAAGUGUUUGAUGCAUAUGUCAUAUUAUUUAAGUAUUUGAUGCAUUUGUCACAUUAUUUAGGAGAGUUUGAUGCUUGUUGAGUGCUGAUGUUGUUUUGUUCAUACUGUCUAGAUGGUGUGUCUAAUGCUUGUUAUUCCUCGUUGGCAGAGAAGCGGCCAGCUGUCGGUGGUGAUGUGGGUGGGCAUUUCUGUGGCACUGGCCUUUGUGGUCCUGUCCCUGAUCACGAUCCUCUGGUGUCGCAAUUUCAGCCGCAAACGCCGUGGAGGACACCGGCUGCAACAUGAUGUACAGCUCCAUAGCAAAUAAGACAUGGAUUUGAACUAUUGGUGUUAUAAGAAAAGCUUUACUUGGAAUCCAUUUGCAACAUUGUCUCUUGGCUUGCAAGGACAUCCAAAUGCCAGCAUUUUUUAUUUAAUUAAGUAGUAUAAAAAUGUAUCAAACAAACAAAAAUAUAAGAACACAUAACUUUAUGUUAAUAGAUAUACAAUAUCUCAUGUAUAUAACGCUUAAAAGUUCCAGACUGUAACGGCAGAGCUCUCAUCUCUAUGGCAAAAUAUAUAAGUCAUUUUAGUCUCAUAAGCAUGGUCUGUAAUUUGUAGCAUACAUUUUUCUAGAAUAGUGGUAUAUCCACUCAAACCUGUAUUUGUCCAGUAUCAUGCCACUUGGUUGUUGUUGUAACUGAGUUAUUUUAAGUGAAAGUAAUAUUUGUCCUGUGUAUUAAAACGUAUUUUAAUCCAAAAAUCAUCUUGCUAUUAUUUGCUCCAUUCUGAUUCAAAUAUCUAAAUAUGAGCUGUCCAUUUCUUAAAAACUAAAGCACUACACCAUACUGAAAGUACAAUGAAUUUGAUCAUUGCACACCCAAUUUGAUUUUUUUUGCCUCAGUAGGCUUGCCCACAUGGUGUAAAGACUUCCAAACACCCAAACUGACUUAAAGGCCCAGUGCUGUCAAAAACAUGAUUUUCCUGUGUUUUAUAUAUAUUUAAACACUGUGAGGUUGGAAUAAGACUGUGAAAUUGUGAAAACUAUGAUAAUGCCCUUUUAGUGUAAGAGCUGUUUGAAAAGACAGUCUGAAAUGUCAGCCUGUUUUGGUGGGAUGGAGUUUUGGCUUGCCUUGUGCAAGAUAUUUUGAAAGGGGAGAGACAAAGAUAAGUAGCGGUGCUUCAUAGUGAAAUAUGGAUUCUAAGUCAACUUUUUCAUAAGUCAGCUGGUUUAAGUGGCCCUGUUGAUAAGCAAUCAAUAGUGUCUAUACUGUGCAUGUUGGUGUUUUAGAUCAAUAUAGGGAAUGUCAAUCUUGGAGGGAGAUAGACCCUCUAUACUAGAGUCUAAUUAAGGGAUGCAACUCAUCCUGCGAUAUGGCUUUUUCUUUGCAACUCUGCCUAGAAGGUCAGCAUCCCGGAGUCAUCUCUUCACUGUUGACAUUGAGACUGGUGUUUUGCGGGUACUAUUUAAUGAAGCUGCCAGUUGAGGACAUGUGAGGCGCCUGUUUCUCAAACUAGACACUCUAAUGUAUAUAGGGAAUGUCAAUCUUGGAGGGUCUAUCUGGAGAUAAACCCUCUAGACUAGAGUCUAAUUCAGGGAUGCAACUCAUCCCUGAUCAGUGUCUGCUGGUUUUCAUGCUUCCCUUUUAAUCAGAAACCGAAUUAUUGUACCUGGGUGAAAUCUAGUAAGUAAGUGGGUGCAAAUAAGUGGGUGCAAUCCCUGGCCAAACGAGGGAAGAUGAACUGGAAUUGUGUACCUCCUCUAGAUAGACCAUCAUUUAGGAAAGUGGAAGCGGUCUACGCGAAACUAGACAAAUCAACCUGAUGCGAAUUGCUAUUGAAUUUAUCUUCUUGUGAUACCCAGACAGUCCCUCUUUGUUUUUGACCUAAAAUAAAAAUACAUUGCUAGUCAUGGUGAACUAUUGUUACUUCCCUGUGAGUGUGGGAACAUGCAUGAGGUUACCAAAUUAUUCUUUAGAACUUGUCACACCCUGGCUAUGGGACUCUAGUUGUUGAGCCAGGGUGUGUUUGUUCUAUGUGGUGUGUUUCUAUGUUGGGGGUUCUAGUUCGUCUAUUUCUAUGUUUUGCCUGAGUGACUCCCAAUCAGAGGCAACGAGUGUCAGCUGUUGGCUGGUUGUCUCUGAUUGGGAGCCAUAUUUAAACUGUCUGUUUUUCCCUUUGUGUUUGUGGGUUUUUGUUCCGUGUUCGGUCUUCGAUACCGUGGACUUCACGAGUCGUUUCUUGUUUUGUAUUGUGUUUACGCUUUAACUAAUUAAAGUAUGUUUGUUCAUCACGCUGCGCAUUGGUCUCUCCCUGACGAUCGUGACAGAAAAACCCACCAUACCAGGACCAAGCAGCGUGUCCAGGAGCAGGCAGCCUGGACAUGGGAGGAGAUAUUGGACGGGAAAGGGUCCUGGACCUGGGAGGAGAUCCUGGCCGGGAUGGAUCGCCGGCCAUGGAGUGAGACAGUUGAGAGGCGACGGAGAGAGGAGCAACGGCGUAAGCAGUGUCAGCGUCGGACGGUCGAGAGGCAACCCCAAAAAAUGUUUAGGGGGGACACACGGCAGGGGCGACUGGGCAGCAGGAGCCUGCCACAGGGCGAUUAGGUGAGGAGGCCACCAGGUUAAGGGGGCUACUGGCCCAGGGGGAGCAGGAGCUAGUGUUGCAGAGGAUGGAGCUAUUGGAGGCGAUAAGGGAAAGGGUGAGAAAUGAGGCACGGCGAGAGGAACUCGGUAGGCAGCUGAGGGAGCGGAGGGUUAUGAUGAAACCCAGUCCCGCUCCUCACACCAAGCAAGUGGUGUGCGUCACCAGUCCGGACCGGCCCGUUCCUGCUUCCCGCACUAAGUGUACGGUGCACGUCGCCAGCCCAGCCCGGCCUGUUCCUGUCCCUCGCACCAAGCCUACGGUGUGCGUCGCCAGCCCGGCCCGGCCUGUUCCUGCCCCUCGCACCAAACCUACGGUGUGCGUCGCCGGCCCAGCCCGGCCCGUUCCUGCUUCCCGCACUAAGUGUACGGUGCGCGUCGCCAGCCCGGCCCGGCCUGUCCCUGCUCCAUGCACCAAGCCUACGGUGUGCGUCGCCAGCCCGGCCCGGCCUGUCCCUGCUCCACGCACCAAGCCUAUGGUGUGCGUCGUCAGCCCGGCCCGGCCUGUCCCUGCUCCACGCACCAAGCCUACGGUGUGCGUCGCCAGCCCAGCCCGGCCUGUCCCUGCUCCAUGCACCAAGCCUACGGUGCGCGUCGCCAGCCCGGACCGGCCUGUUCCUGCCACUCGCACCAAGUCUACGGUGCGCGUCGCCAGCCCGGCCCGGCCUGUUCCUGCUACUCGCACCAAGCCAGGGGUGCGAGUCAUCAGCCUGGUCCAGCCCGUUCCUGCUACUCGCACCAAGCCAGGGGUGCGAGUCGUCAGCCUGGUCCAGCCCGUUCCUGCCACUCGCACCAAGCCAGGGGUACGAGUCGUCAGUCCGGUGAGGCCCGUUCCGGCUCCACGCACCAAGCCAGGGGUGCGCAUCGUCAGCCCGGUCCGGCCCGUCGCUGCUCCACGCACCAAGCCAGGGGUGCGAGUCGUCAGUCCGGUGAGGCCCGUUCCGGCUCCACGCACCAAGCCAGGGGUGCGCAUCGUCAGCCCGGUCCGGCCCGUUGCUGCUCCACGCACCAAGCCAGGGGUGCGAGUCGUCAGUCCGGUGAGGCCCGUUCCGGCUCCACGCACCAAGCCAGGGGUGCAUAUCGUCAGCCCGGUCCGGCCCGUUGCUGCUCCACGCACCAAGCCAGGGGUGCGCAUCGUCAGCCAGGUCCGGUCCUUUCCUGCCUCACGCACCAAGACAGGGGUGCGCGUCGUCUGUCCGGCACAACCCGUGCCUGGGUCACCGGUGCCUAACCAGGUACCGGUCAACGGCUCCACUACGGAGUUGAAGCUAACCGCUCCUGCUACGUCCAGUCCAGCUCCAGCCAGCGGGGCCAGACCGGACCAGGGGCGCUAUGGGGGGUUUGUUGGAGGGUGGGUGGGCAAGCCCGGAGCCAGAACCGCCGCCGAGGAGGUAUGCCCACCCAGCCCUCCCCUGUUUUGCUCUUUUUGAGGCGCGGUCGCAGUCCGCGCCUUUAGGGGGGGGGUACUGUCACACCCUGGCUAUGGGACUCUAGUUGUUGAGCCAGGGUGUGUUUGUUCUAUGUGGUGUGUUUCUAUGUUGGGGGUUCUAGUUCGUCUAUUUCUAUGUUUUGCCUGAGUGACUCCCAAUCAGAGGCAACGAGUGUCAGCUGUUGGCUGGUUGUCUCUGAUUGGGAGCCAUAUUUAAACUGUCUGUUUUUCCCUUUGUGUUUGUGGGUUUUUGUUCCGUGUUCGGUCUUUGAUACCGUGGACUUCACGAGUCGUUUCUUGUUUUGUAUUGUGUUUACGCUAUAACUAAUUAAAGUAUGUUUGUUCAUCACGCUGCGCAUUGGUCUCUCCCUGACGAUCGUGACAGAACUAAAGACAAACUGACGUGUGACACCGCCUGGUAGAGAUUCUAUUCCUCCUGAUUGUGGGUCAGUCAAUUUUCUGCUUUUUAUUUGACCAACACAUCAUCAUUGAGUCUACUUAAAACCUAUAUAAUAUAUGUAUGUAUGUGUGCAGUUCAACCUUUGUUUUAUGUCCACAUUUAGCGCUACUCAAGGACCAAGGAGCAAGAGUUACUAGAUGUGUGAAUUGUAUUGGUAAUGAUGGAGAAUAUGAUUAUAUUUUCAUGUGUAGUAUUUUGCUUUACUAAUGUACUUUGAUCAGGAAUGUUGACCUCUGAUAAUCUCCAGCAUUAAACAGACCUUGUUUAGGAACAUUCAACACUAUGUACUGUUUAGUAGUGAUAUAUUUUUUCAGAACAUAAUGUGUCCUCCUUCCAGAGUGCAAAGAACCUUGGCGUGACCCUGGACAAGAACCUGUCGUUCUCCGCUAACGUCAAAGCGGUGACCCGAUCCUGUAGAUUCAUGCUCUACAACAUUCGCAGAGUACGACCCUACCUUACACAGGAAGCGGCACAGGUCCUAAUCCAGGCACUUGUCAUCUCCCGGGGGUACCGUCACGACUUCCUCCGAAGCUGCCUCCCCUCCUUGUUUGGGCAGGCUUAGGCGUUUGUCAUCACCGGCCUUCUAGCCACUGCCGCUCCAUAUCUCAUCAUUCCAUUUGUCUUGUCUUGUCAAUUACACACACCUGGUUCAUAUUCCCCUCAUUAGUACAUGUAUAAGUUUGCAGCCGAGCGGAAAUGGAGGAAAACUAGACUCCCUGUGGACCUGGCAUCUUUUCACUCCCUCCUCUCUACAUUUUCUUCCUCUGUUUCUGCUGCUAAAGCCAAUUUCUACCACUCUAAAUUCCAAGCAUCUGCCUCUAACCCUAGGAAGCUCUUUGCCACCUUCUCCUCCCUGCUGAAUCCUCCUCCCACUCCCCCCCUCCUCCCUCUCUGUGGAUGACUUCGUCAACCAUUUUGAAAAGAAGGUUGACGACAUCCGAUCCUCGUUUGUUAAGUCAAAUGACACUGCUGGUCCUGCUCACACUGCCCUACCCUAUGCUUUGACUUCUUUCUCCCCUCUCUCUCCAGAUGAAAUCUUGCGACUUGUGACGGCCGGCCGCCCAACAACCUGCCCGCUUGACCCUAUCCCCUCCCCUCCUCUCUUCUCCAGACCAUUUCCUGAGACCUUCUCCCUUACCUCACCUCGCUCAUUAACUCAUCCUUGACCGCUGGCUAUGUCCCUUCCAUCUUCAAGAGAGCGAGAGUUGCACCCCUUCUCAAAAAACCUACACUCGAUCACUCCGAUGUCAACAACUACAGACCAGUAUCCCUUCUUUCUUUUCUCUCCAAAACUCUUGAGACACCCUGUCGUUCUCCGCUAACAUCAAUGCGGUAACCCGAUCCUGUAGGUUCAUGCUCUACAACAUUCGGAGAGUACGACCCUGCCUUACACAGGAAGUGGCACAGGUCCUAAUCCAGGCACUUGUCAUCUCCCGUCUGGAUUACUGCAACUCGCUGUUGGCUGGGCUCCCUGCCUGUGCCAUUAAACCCCUACAAAUCCAGAAUGCCGCAGCCCGUCUGGUGUUCAACCUUCCCAAGUUCUCUCACGUCACCCCGCUCCUCCGCACACUCCACUGGCUUCCAGUCGAAGCUCGCAUCUGCUACAAGACCAUGGUGCUUGCCUACGGAGCUGUGAGGGGAACGGCACCUACAUACCUUCAGGCUCUGAUCAGUCCCUACACCCAAACGAGGACAUUGCGUUCAUCCACCUCUGGCCUGCUGGCCCCCCUACCUCUGCGGAAGCACAGUUCCCGCUCAGCCCAGUCAAAACUGUUCGCUGCUCUGGCACCCCAAUGGUGGAACAAGCUCCCUCACGACGCCAGGACAGCGGAGUCACUCACCACCUUCCGGAGACACUUGAAACCCCACCUCUUUAAGGAAUACCUGGGAUAGGAUAAAGUAAUCCUUCUACCCCCCCCCUUACCCCACCCCCCCAAAAAAAUAACAUAUUGUAAAGUGGUUAUCCCACUGGCUAUAAUGUGAAUGCACCAAUUUGUAAGUUGCUCUGGACAAGAGCAUCUGCUAAAUGACGUAAAUGUAAAUGUAUGUACUAUGGAAUAAACUCUGUCUUCUGCGAUUUACCCUCCUGCGCCUGACUCCUUCAAAUCACACUCUCACAGUUGUGAUGCAGUAGUCACGACCACAAUCUCACAGAACUCAGUUAAAGACUGACUUUCUGACAAAUUAUCCUAUUUACACUUUGUAGCAAAUUUUGACAGUAUAGAAUAAAUGUUUCAGACUCAUAUUAAUGACACAUAGGCUGUUUUCUAAAUGAGAAUUUGGUUUAUAGGGGCGGUUGCUCUUUAUUGAGAAAGAAGUUGCUAGUUAUGAUGAACUAUUGUUACUUCCCUGUGCUUACCACAUGCGUGAGGUUACCAAAUUAUUAUUUAGAAUUCAAGCCAAGCUGACAUGUGACAUUAACUCACUGCCUGUUAGAGAGCAUGGGAGCAAUUAUAUUUCUCCUGAUUCUGGGUCAGUAAAUGUUCAGCUUUUUAUUUGACUAAAAUAUCAUAAUUUAGUCUAUUUAAAAGCUAUAUAUGUAUGUGUGCAGUUCAACCUUUGUUUAUGUCUCCACUUAGCGCUUCUCAAGGACCAUGGUCAUGCUGUCACGAUCGUCGUAGGAGUGAGUAGACCAAGGCGCAGCGUGUGAAACAAACAUUACUUUAAUUCGUUAAAGUAUACCAAACAAAACACGACUCGUGAAGUCCACGGUAAACAAAUACCGACACGGAACAAAAACCCACAACACCCAAGGGAAAACAUACAGUUUAAAUAUGGCUCCCAAUCAGAAUACACAACCUAGAAUACCCAACAUAGAAAAUGAACACAUAGAAUGAACACACCCUGGCUCAACAUAUAGAGUCCCAGAGCCAGGGUGUGACAGUACCCCCCCCUAAAGUCGUGGACUGCGACCGCGCCUCAAUAAGAGCUAAACAGGGGAGGGCUGGGUGGGCAUACCUCCUCGGCGGCGGUUCUGGCUCUGGCCUUGCCCACCACCCUCCAAUCAACCCCCCAUAGCGCCCCUGGUCCGGUCUAGCCCCGCUGGCCGGAGCCGGACUGACGACACGCACCCCUGGCUUGGUGCGUGGAGCAGGAACGGACCGGACCGGGCUGACGAUGCGCCCCCCUGGCUUGGUGCGUGGAGUAGCACCUGGCCGAACCGGGCUGACGAUACACACCCCUGUCUUGGUGCGUGGAUCCGGAACGGGCCUCACCGGACUGACGACUCGCACCCCUGGCUUGGUGCGUGGAGCCGGAACGGGCCUCACCGGACUGACGACUCGCUCCCCUGGCUUGGUGCGAGUAGCAGGAACGGGCUGGACCAGGCUGACGACUCGCUCCCCUGGCUUGGUGCGAGUAGCAGGAACGGGCUGAACCAGGCUGACGACUCGCACCCCUGGCUUGGUGCGAGUGGCAGGAACGGGCUGGACCAGGCUGACGACUCGCACCCCUGGCUUGGUGCGAGUGGCAGGAACGGGCUGAACCAGGCUGACGACUCGCACCCCUGGCUUGGUGCGAGUGGCAGGAACGGGCUGGACCAGGCUGACGACUCGCACCCCUGGCUUGGUGCGAGUGGCAGGAACGGGCUGGACCAGGCUGACGACGCACACCGUAGGCUUAGUGCGUGGAGCAGGGACAGGCCGGACAGGGCUGACGACACACAUCCUAGGCUUGGUGCGUGGAGCAGGGACAGGCCGGACAGGGCUGACGACGCACACCGUAGGCUUGGUGCGUGGAGCAGGGACAGGCUGGACAGGGCUGACGACGCACACCGUAGGCUUGGUGCGUGGAGCAGGGACAGGCCGGGCUGGGCUGGCGACGCACACCGUAGGCUUGGUGCGUGGAGCAGGGACAGGCCGGGCUGGGCUGGCGACGCACACCGUAGGCUUGGUGCGUGGAGCAGGGACAGGCCGGGCUGGGCUGGCGACGCACACCGUAGGCUUGUUGCGUGGAGCAGGGACAGGCCGGGCUGGGCUGGUGACGCACACCGUAGGCUUGGUGCGUGGAGCAGGGACAGGCCGGGCUGGGCUGGCGACGCACACCGUAGGCUUGGUGCGUGGAGCAGGAACAGGCCGGGCCGGGCUGUCGACGCACACCGUAGGCUUGGUGCGUGGAGCAGGAACAGGCCGGACCGUACUGGGAACACACACCACUGGCUUUAAACGGGGAUCAGGAACGGGCCGGAUCGGACCGGACUGGCAAUACACCUCAGUACCUCUCGCCGUGCCUCUACAACUUCCUUCCCUCCUCUCACCAAUGGCUCCCGUAACCCGGUGGCCUUCUCUCCUCGUCUCCUAUUUCGCCCUGUGGCAGCCUCCUGCUGCCCAGUCGCCCAUGCCGUGUGCCCCCCCCUAAAAAAUUAUUGGGGGUGCCUCUCGUCCGUCCGACGAUGGCCCUGCUGACGCCGCUGCUCCUCUCCUGCCUGGGUCUCCCCCUUCAUCGCCUUCCGGUACCGGACGGCCUCCUCCUUCGUAAUCUGCCCCCAGCCGAGGAGGACAUCCACCAGCGUUACCUCCUGCGUGUGUUCCUGGACACGCUGCUUGGUCCUGGUUUGGUGGGUUUUUCUGUCACGAUCGUCGUAGGAGUGAGUAGACCAAGGCGCAGCGUGUGAAACAAACAUUACUUUAAUUCGUUAAAGUAUACCAAACAAAACACGACUCGUGAAGUCCACGGUAAACAAAUACCGACACGGAACAAAAACCCACAACACCCAAGGGAAAACAUACAGUUUAAAUAUGGCUCCCAAUCAGAAUACACAACCUAGAACACCCAACAUAGAAAAUUAACACAUAGAAUGAACAACACCCUGGCUCAACUUAUAGAGUCCCAGAGCCAGGGUGUGACACAUGGAGCUUCACAGAAAGGUGGAGAUGAAGCUAAGGGGAUUUUGUAUUAUGCUAUUUGUGAUGUUAAUGAUGAUGAAGACUGAUGGUGAUAUGAUAUAUUCAUAUGUAAUGUAUUUUAGACUUACAUUUUUUAAAUUAUUGUAUUGUUAGGUUGAUCAGUAAUAUUCACCUAAAUCAGGAAUUUAUAAAUAGCUAAUUUGUUCAUUCUCCAGCAUUAACCAGACCUUGCUCAAGAACAUUCAACACCAUUCACUUCAAGGGGUGUCUUUAUUCAGAAAAUAUUUAUCUAUUUUGACUUAAAUAUGAUCUCUGUCAUAACUUUAAAUACCUAUCUGGCCUUUCUCAUGUAGAUAUAUACGUAGGUUAGUGUAAGGAUGCUGUCUGUAUGAACCUUGUGUGUGUAGGUGAGACAUAACAUUAUUUUCCUCUGAUGUAAAGGGCUUUAAACCAAUAGUCUUAUGGCUACCUUGAGUUUGAGACGAGACAAAACCAGUGCUUUUAAAUGGCCAUGUAACUACAUUACACAUGUCAUAACGUUAUUUUGUAUAUGUUGUGUCAUAUAGAUAUCGAUGAGUGUAGUAACAACUCACUCAUCUGUGGGGACAAUUCAGCUUGUUUCAAUACUGUUGGUAGCUACUACUGUGAGUGUCUUACUGGGUUUAAGGACUUCGCUGGUGCCACUCGACAAUGCUUGGGUAAGAAUUCUGUCUUUAGUAUCAUCCUUAUAAUCAGACACUUUCACCCUCAUCUCUCCAUCUCCACUUCAUCCUCAUCAAUCUCAACACUCUCUUUCUCUUUCAGACAUAGAUGAGUGUGCUGAGAACCAACAUAUUUGUGGGGAAUGGGACAUCUGUCUCAAUCAGGUGGGUAGCUACCAGUGCAAGUGUCCCACAGGAUUCAGUAACUACAACUACAGACGAACUCACUGUGUAGGUGAGAGAAACAAUUAUUAUUGGGUCUUCUUGUAUUGGGUUUUGUCUAAAUAUUCUAAGAUGGCUACCUUAACUUGUCUGUCUUCCAUGUACUGGCUGACUGUACUGAACCACCAUAACAUUCUGUGUUAAGUUUUAUUUACCCCCUGGUCUCCAUGUUAUGUCAUCUAGAUAUCAAUGAGUGUAUGGCCAAUCCACAAAUCUGUGAGGACCAUUCAAUUUGCCUCAAUACCAUUGGCAGUUACUAUUGUGAGUGUCUUCCUGGGUUCACAUUACAGCCCACAAAUAUUGCAACUGGACAGUGUUUGGGUAAGUAUUGUUUAAUGUGUGUGUGUGUGUGUGUUUGUGUGUGUGCACUGUUUCCUUGUCAUCACCCUAAUAUCCAUAUUUCUUCCUCAGGCGACUAACUCAUCUCUCUCUUUCUCUUUCAGACAUUAACGAGUGUAACACAGAAGGAGUAUGUGGAAAGGGGGGCAAUUGCCACAACCUGAAUGGCAGCUACUGGUGCCUGUGUUCUGCUGGAUUUACUAACUUCGGCAACAACCAAACUAAGUGUGUAGGUGAGAGACAAGCACCAUUCCACCUGUCGUCCAUGAUGCACUCCUUUGUCAUGCACGGGUCUGGACAUAGUGUACUGUAGAAGGGUAUUGAGAUAAUAUGUCUCCAUGUUUUUACUUUAGAGCUUAAUUGUGACCAGUAUGAAACACAGCCUGGUCAGGUAAAGUUUUACUUUACAAUUAUUACACUAAGAAUUGAGAAAAGGGUAUUUUUCCUUGAUCUUGAAAUGUUUAAUGCAUUUUUCCCACGGCUGCACAUGCCCCCCCCCUCCCUCCCUCCUAGACUCUACCAGGCUUUGACAGUUUCGUGUCACUGUUGAGAAACAACUGUUUGGUGUUGAGCAACUCUACAUUGCCUGGAACUUCAAGACAGCUGCUGACUGCAAAUGUGCUUUUGACAGUAAGUCACCACACAGAAACACACACACACACACAUGCAACCACACACGUAUAAAACCCUUAUGUCUCUCUUCUCUAGUUACUUGUUAAUACCACUGAUGUUCUUCACCUGGGCGUCCAGUCCAAUGGUGAAGUGACUAAGUUACUGAGGACAAUUGAAAUGUCUAUCAGACUGAUCGCUCCACUGCUGACAGAGAACGUGACCAGGAUAGAGACCAACCACACAAGUAACACACACACACUGAACACACGCUGACCACAUAUUUACCAUUUCCUGACCACAAUCUGAACACCAUACUGACUGUAAAAGGAGCACUAACAAGCACAUUGGAUUGUUACAAUGUUCAAAUCAAAUAAAUGCAAUAUUGGGUUCUUUCAGUAAUGGUGAUUUCUGGUCUGUGUUGAUUUUGUCUAUCUUGAUAAAUAGAGGCUGAGAUUAUGGUGAGGAGAGACAAGACUCCACCUGAAGGACCAGUCAGCCUGACCAAUGAGAACACUCAACUUGACACCACCUGGGAGACGGCGGUUGGAGAUUACCAGAAUUACCCAGGUAGCCGCGGUCCUACAGUACCAAUCAUCUCCUCAAAAUAUUAUUACAGGCACACAUUGAUGGAUUCGCUUGGGAUAUUGUUGCACAUGUUUUUGUAUCAGGCCUUAUGUUUUCUUGUGUUGUUUUUUGUGUGCAGGGUUUGCCUUUGUUGUUCUGCUCAGCUAUAAGAAUCUGGAUACUCUGAAGGACAGUUUUUCUCAUCAGAGCCAGCAGCUCAUGUCCAGUGCUGUGACGGUGUCCGUUAGCAACUCCAACACAACAAACCUGCCCCAUCCGGUUAAUCUCACCUUCAAUCACCUGCAGGUAACACUUGUGUCUCUUCUUAAUAGUCUCUGGCUUUCAGUAAAACAUGUUUUUCCUGAAUUGACUGAGUGAAAAUGGAAUGAACCCCAACUCAUAUAUACACUGUAUCCUAGUCCAGUGAUGUUGACCCCACCUGUGUUUAUUGGUCGGAUGAGAAUGGACCGGGGGAGUGGUCUGGGCGGGGUUGCACUUCAGUGAUGUCAAACUCCACCCACACUGUGUGCUCCUGCAACCAUCUCAGCACAUUUGCUCUGCUGAAGGGAAUCCAUCAGAAAAAGGUGAUGAUAAAACUAACCAGUUUCCAUCCAACUUUUUUUAUGCGAGUAAAGUACAUGUCGGAUAAAAAAUGUCAUGACAGAACUGAUGGAAACAGAAAAUGUUUUGGUAAACUUUCAAAAUGUCAAGAAAACAAAAUACGCUAGACAAGGUGGGAUCUUUUUGUGUCGGUAAAAAUAAAUCUGCAAGAAAUGUAGGUGGAAACGCUUUUAUGCGCAAAUAUUAAUGUAAUAACCAUCAUAUCGAAGUAAAUUUGGAGUCACGCUAUAACGUGUGUGGUUCUCCCUCUAUGUCUCGUCAGGAAAGCAUGCAGUUUAUUAGGCACCAGAUUAAAUACAUUUAUGAUGAACUUCACAAGGUGGUAAAUGUGCAAGGUGAUGAGCUCGAUGCUGCUUUCCAAUAAAUAUCGAGGGUCUUAUUCUGGUGACAUGAUCAUCGAUGAUUGGCUGCAGUUUGACAAAUAAAACAAUCUCGCUUUUUUGUCCAUAAUAAUCUCAUAAUGUAGGCUAUACGUGCACUCUAGCCAACAGCGCACAUAUACUUAUCCAUAAACAGCGCUGUGGACUAGAGCGCAGGUGCCAAUACCGGAGUGGGCACACUUCCUAUAUAACGCAACAGCAACAUUUGUUUUUUGAGAAAACUAUCAGUAGAGUUGAAAAUGCCAUCGAAAGCCAUUAAACUUUUUUUUGGUACAUGGGAAUUUAACCGCAAAGUGUAUUUGUAUGUGCACUAUGUCAUCACGCACAGCCCUUUAUCUGUCAAUUUGAUGGAAACACCUCUCUGUUGGAAAAAUUGUAGUGUUUUAAAGCGCAUUUUAGAAUAUUCCCAUGUAAAUCUGUCGCCAAUUGGAUGGAAACAUAGUUAGUGUAGCACAUCUGAAGGGGGAGAAAAUAUAUUCCCAGAUAUCUGUGUCAGAGACUUCCUUUGGUUCCACUGGAAAUGUUCAUGUUCUAAACUGCUAAAUGUAAGUGUUUGAUGCAUAUGUCAUAUUAUUUAAGUAUUUGAUGCAUUUGUCACAUUAUUUAGGAGAGUUUGAUGCUUGUUGAGUGCUGAUGUUGUUUUGUUCAUACUGUCUAGAUGGUGUGUCUAAUGCUUGUUAUUCCUCGUUGGCAGAGAAGCGGGCAGCUGUCGGUGGUGAUGUGGGUGGGCAUUUCUGUGGCACUGGCCUUUGUGGUCCUGUCCCUGAUCACGAUCCUCUGGUGUCGCAAUUUCAGCCGCAAACGCCGUGGAGGACACCGGCUGCAACAUGAUGUACAGCUCCAUAGCAAAUAAGACAUGGAUUUGAACUAUUGGUGUUAUAAGAAAAGCUUUACUUGGAAUCCAUUUGCAACAUUGUCUCUUGGCUUGCAAGGACAUCCAAAUGCCAGCAUUUUUUAUUUAAUUAAGUAGUAUAAAAAUGUAUCAAACAAACAAAAAUAUAAGAACACAUAACUUUAUGUUAAUAGAUAUACAAUAUCUCAUGUAUAUAACGCUUAAAAGUUCCAUACUGUAACAGCAGAGCUCUCAUCUUUAUGGCAAAAUACAUAAGUCAUUUUAGGCUCAUAAGCAUGGUCUGUAAUUUGUAGCAUUUAUUUUUCUAGAAUAGUGGUAUAUCCACUCAAAGCUGUAUUUUUCCAGUAUCAUGCCACUUGGUUGUUGUUGUAACUGAGUUAUUUUAAGUGAAAGUAAUAUUUGUCCUGUGUAUUAAAAGGUAUUUUAAUCCAAAAAUCAUCUUGCUAUUAUUUGCUCCAUUCUGAUUCAAAUAUCUAAAUAUGAGCUGUCCAUUUCUUAAAAACUAAAGCACUACACCAUACUGAAAGUACAAUGAAUUUGUUCAUUGCACACCCAAUUUAAUUGUUUUGCCUCAGUAGGCUUGCCCACAUGUUGUAAAGACUUCCAAACACCCAAACUGACUUAAAGGCACAGUGCUGUCAAAAACAUUAUUUUCCUGUGUUUUAUAUAUAUUUAAACACUGUGAGGUUGGAAUAAGAUUGUGAAAACUAUGAUAAUGCCCUUUUAGUGUAAGAGCUGUUUGAAAAGACAGUCUGAAAUGUCAGUGGGAUGGAGUUUUGGCUUGCCUUGUGCAAGAUAUUUUGAAAGGGAGAGACAAAGAUAAGUAGCGGUGCUUCAGAGUGAAAUAUGGAUUCUAAGUCAACUUUUUCAUAAGUCAGCUGGUUUAUGUGGCCCUGUUGAUAAGCAAUCGAUAGUGUCUAUACUGUGCAUGUUGGUGUUUUAGAUCAAUAUAGGGAAUGUCAAUCUUGGAGGGUCUAUCUUGGAGAUAAACCCUCUAGACUAGAGUCUAAUUCAGGGAUGCAACUCAUCCCUGAUCAGUGUCUGCUGGUUUUCAUGCUUCCCUUUUAAUCAGAAACUGAAUUAUUGUACCUGGGUGAAAUCUAGUAAGUAAGUGGGUGCAAAUAAGUGGGUGCAAUCCCUGGCCAAACGAGGGAAGAUUAACUGGAAUUGUGUUCCUCCUCUAGAUAGACCAUCAUUUAGGAAAGUGGAAGCGGUCUACGCGAAACUAGACAAAUCAACCUGAUGCGAAUUGCUAUUGAAUUUAUCUUCUUGUGAUACCCAGACAGUUCCUCUUUGUUUUUGACUUAAAAUACAAAUACAUUGCUAGUCAUGGUGAACUAUUGUUACUUCCCUGUGAGUGUGGGGACAUGCAUGAGGUUACCAAAUUAUUCUUUAGAACUGAAGCCAAACUGACGUGUGACACUGCCUGGUAGAGAUUCUAUUUCUCCUGAUUGUGACCAACACAUCAUCAUUGAGUCUACUUAAAACCUAUAUAAUAUAUGUAUGUAUGUGUGCAGUUCAACCUUUCUUUUAUGUCCACAUUUAGCGCUACUCAAGGACCAAGGAGCAAGAGUUACUAGAUGUUUGAAUGGUUUUACUCAACCGUAUCCCAAACCAUGGUUUCUGAAUUGUAUUGGUAAUGAUGGAGAAUAUGAUUCUAUUUUCAUGUGUAGUAUUUUGCUUUACUAAUGUACUUUGAUCAGGAAUGUUGACCUCUGAUAAUCUCCAGCAUUAAACAGACCUUGUUUAGGAACAUUCAACACUAUGUACUGUUUAGUAGUGAUAUAUUUUUUCAGAACAUUAUGUGUCCUCCUUCCAGAGUGCAAAGAACCUUGGCGUGUCCCUGGACAACACCCUGUCGUUCUCCGCUAACAUCAAAGCGGUGACCCGAUCCUGUAGGUUCAUGCUCUACAACAUUCGCAGAGUACUACUCUACUUUACACAGGAAGCGGCACAGGUCCUAAUCCAGGCACUUGUCAUCUCCCGUCUGGAUUACUGCAACUCGCUGUUGGCUGGGCUCCCUGCCUGUGCCAUUAAACCCCUACAACUCAUCCAGAACGCUGCAGCCCGUCUGGUGUUCAACCUUCCCAAGUUCUCUCACGUCACCCCGCUCCUCCGCACACUCCACUGGCUUCCAGUUGAAGCUCGCAUCUGCUACAAGACCAUGGUGCUUGCCUACGGAGCUGUGAGGGGAACGGCACCUCCUUACCUUCAGGUUCUGAUCAGUCCCCACACCCAAAUGAGGACAUUAAGUUCUUCCACCUCUAGCCUGCUGGUCCCCCUACCUCUGCGGAAGCACAGUUCCCGCUCAGCCCAGUCAAAACUGUUCGCUGCUCUGGCACCCCAAUGGUGGAACAAGCUCCCUCACGACGCCAGGACAGCAGAGUCACUGACCACCUUCCAGAGACACUUGAAACCCUACCUCUUUAAGGAAUACCUGGGAUAGUAUAAAAGUAAUCCUUCUACCCCCCCCUUACCCCAAACCCCAAAAAAGAAAACACAUUGUAAAGUGGUUAUCCCACUGGCUAUAAGGUGAAUGCACCAAUUUGUAAGUCGCUCUGGUUAAGAGCGUCUGCUAAAUGACGUAAAUGUAAAUGUAUGUACUACGGAAUAAACUCUGUCUUCUGUGAUUUACCCUCCUGCGCCUGACUCCUUCAAAUCACACUCUCACAGUUGUGAUGCAGUAGUCACGACCACAAUCUCACAGAACUCAGUUAAAGACUGACUUUCUGACAAAUUAUCCUAUUUACACUUUGUAGCAAAUUUUGACAGUAUAGAAUAAAUGUGUCGGACUCAUAUCGAUGACACAUAGGCUGUUUUCUAAAUGAGAAUUUGGUUUAUAGGGGCGGUUGCUCUUUAUUGAGAAAGAAGUUGCUAGUUAUGAUGAACUAUUGUUACUUCUCUGUGCUUACCACAUGCGUAAGGUUACCAAAUUAUUGUUUAGAAUUCAAGCCAAGCUGACAUGUGACAUUAACUCACCGCCUGUCAGAGAGCAUGGGAGCAAUUAUAUUUCUCCUGACUCUGGGUCAGUAAAUGUUCAGCUUUUUAUUUGACUAAAAUAUCAUAAUUUCGUCUAUUUAAAAGCUAUAUAAUAUAUGUAUGUUUGCAGUUCAACCUUUGUUUAUGUCUCCACUUAGCGCUUCUCAAGGACCAUGGUCAUGGAGCUCCACAGAAAGGUGGAGAUGAAGCUAAGGGGAUUUUGUAUUAUGCUAUUUGUGAUGUUAAUGAUGAUGAAGACUGAUGGUGAUAUGAUAUAUUCAUGUGUAAUGUCUUUUAGACUUACAUUUUUUAAAUUAUUGUAUUGUUAGGUUGAUCAGUAAUAUUCACCUAAAUCAGCAAUUUAUAAAUAGCUCAUUUGUUCAUUCUCCAGCAUUAACCAGACCUUGCUCAAGAACAUUCAACACCAUUCACUUUAAGGGGGGUCUUUAUUCAGAAAAUAUGUAUCUAUUUUGACUUAAAUAUGAUCUCUGUCAUAACUUUAAAUACCUAUCUGGCCGUUCUCAUGUAGAUACAGUGAGGUAAAAAAGUAUUUGAUCCCCUGCUGAUUUUGUACGUUUGCCCACUGACUAAGACAUGAUCAGUCUAUAAUUUUAAUGGUAAGUUUAUUUGAUUUAUUGAACAGUGAGAGACAGUGAGAGACAGAAUAACAACAACAAAAUCCAUUGUUAUUCUGUCUCUCACUGUUCAAAUAAACCUACCAUUAAAAUUAUAGACUGAUCAUUUCUUUGUCAGUGGGCAAACGUACAAAAUCAGCAGGGGAUCAAAUACUUUUUUCCCUCACUGUAUACGUAGAUUAGUGUAAGGAUGCUGUCUGUAUGAACCUUGUGUGUGUAGGUGAGAAAUAACAUUAUUUUCCUCUGAUGUAUAGGGCUUUAAACCAAUAGUCUUAUGGCUACCUUGAGUUUGAGACGAGACAAAACCAGUGCUUUUAAAUGGCCAUGUAACUACAUUACACAUGUCAUAACGUUAUUUUGUAUAUGUUGUGUCAUAUAGAUAUCGAUGAGUGUAGUAACAACUCACUCAUCUGUGGGGACAAUUCAGCUUGUUUCAAUACUGUUGGUAGCUACUACUGUGAGUGUCUUACUGGGUUUAAGGACUUCGCUAGUGCCACUCGACAAUGCUUGGGUAAGAAUUCUGUCUUUAGUAUCAUCCUUAUAAUCAGACACUUUCACCCUCAUCUCUCCAUCUCCACUUCAUCCUCAUCAAUCUCAACACUCUCUUUCUCUUUCAGACAUAGAUGAGUGUGCUGAGAACCAACAUAUUUGUGGGGAAUGGGACAUCUGUCUCAAUCAGGUGGGUAGCUACCAGUGCAAGUGUCCCACAGGAUUCAGUAACUACAACUACAGACGAACUCACUGUGUAGGUGAGAGAAACAAUUAUUAUUGGGUCUUCUUGUAUUGGGUUUUGUCUAAAUAUUCUAAGAUGGCUACCUUAACUUGUCUGUCUUCCAUGUACUGGCUGACUGUACUGAACCACCAUAACAUUCUGUGUUAAGUUUUAUUUACCCCCUGGUCUCCAUGUUAUGUCAUCUAGAUAUCAAUGAGUGUAUGGCCAAUCCCCAAAUUUACAUUUUACAUUUUAGUCAUUUAGCAGACGCUCUUAUCCAGAGCGACUUACAGGAGCAAUUAGGGUUAAGUGCCUUGCUCAAGGGCACAUUUACGUCAUUUAGCAGACGCUCUUAUCCAGAGCGACUACAAAUUGGUGCAUUAACCCUAUAUCCAGUGGGAUAACCACUUUACAAUUAUACAAUUAUACUAAUAUUUUUUUUUUGGGGGGGGGGGGGGGGGGGGGGGGUUGAAGGAUUACUUUAUCCUAUCCCAGGUGUUCCUUAAAGAGGUGGGGUUUCAAAUGUCUCCGGAAGGUGGUGAGUGACUCCGCUGUCCUGGCAUCGUGAGGGAGCUUGUUCCACCAUUGGGGUGCCAGAGCAGCGAACAGCUUUGACUGGGCUGAGCGGGAACUAUGCUUCCGCAGAGGAAGGGGAGCCAGCAGGCCAGAGGUGGAUGAACGCAAUGCCCUCGCCUGGGUGUAGGGACUGAUCAGAGCCUGAAGGUACGGAGGUGCCGUUCCCCUCACUGCUCCAUAGGCAAGCACCAUGAUCUUGUAACGAAUGCGAGCUUCAACUGGAAGCCAGUGGAGUGUGCGGAGGAGGGGGGUGACGUGAGAGAACUUGGGAAGGUUGAACACCAGACGGGCUGCGGCAUUCUGGAUGAGUUGUAGGGGUUUAAUGGCACAGGCAGGGAGCCCAGCCAACAGCGAGUUGCAGUAAUCCAGACGGGAGAUGACAAGUGCCUGGAUUAGGACCUGUGCCGCUUCCUGUGUAAGGCAGGGUCGUACUCUCCGAAUGUUGUAGAGCAUGAACCUGCAGGAUCGGGUCACCGCCUUGAUGUUGGCGGAGAACGACAGGGUGUUGUCCAGGGUCACGCCAAGGCUCUUCGCACUCUGGGAGGAGGACACAACGGAGUUGUCAACCGUGAUGGCGAGAUCAUGGAACGGGCAGUCCUUCCCCGGGAGGAAGAGCAGCUCCGUCUUGCCAGGGUUCAGCUUGAGGUGGUGAUCCGUCAUCCAUACUGAUAUAUCGGCCAGACAUGCAGAGAUGCGAUUCGCCACCUGGUUAUCAGAAGGGGGAAAGGAGAAGAUUAGUUGUGUAUCGUCAGCGUAGCAAUGAUAGGAGAGGCCAUGUGAGGAUAUGACAGAGCCAAGUGACUUGGUGUAUAGGGAGAAAAGGAGAGGGCCUAGAACUGAGCCCUGGGGGACACCAGUGGUGAGAGCACGUGGUGCGGAGACAGCUUCUCGCCACGCCACUUGGUAGGAGCGACCGGUCAGGUAGGACGCAAUCCAGGAGUGAGCCGCGCCGGAGAUGCCCAGCUCGGAGAGGGUGGAGAGGAGGAUCUGAUGGUUCACUGUAUCAAAGGCAGCAGACAGGUCUAGAAGGACAAGAGCAGAGGAGAGAGAGUUAGCUUUAGCAGUGCGGAGAGCCUCCGUGACACAGAGAAGAGCAGUCUCAGUUGAAUGACCAGUCCUGAAACCUGACUGGUUUGGAUCAAGAAGGUCAUUCUGAGAGAGAUAGCAAGAGAGUUGGCUAAAGACGGCACGCUCAAUAGUUUUGGAAAGAAAAGAAAGAAGGGAUACUGGUCUGUAGUUGUUGACAUCAGUGGGAUCGAGUGUUGGUUUUUUGAGAAGGGGUGCAACUCUCGCUCUCUUGAAGACGGAAGGGACAUGGCCAGCGGUCAAGGAUGAGUUGAUCAGCGAGGUGAGGUAGGGGAGAAGGUCACCGGAGAUGGUCUGGAGAAGAGAGGAGGGGAUGGUGUCAAGCGGGCAGGUUGUUGGGCGGCCUGCAGUCACUAGUCGCAAGAUUUUAUCUGGAGAGAGAGGGGAGAAAGAAGUCAAAGCAUAGGGUAGGGCAGUGUGAGCAGGACCAGCAGUGUCAUUAGACUUAACAAACGAGGAUCGGAUGUCGUCAACCUUCUUUUCAAAGUGGUUGACAAAGUCAUCCACAGAGAGGGAGGAGGGGGGGGGGGGGGGGGGAUUCAGCAGUGAGGAGAAUGUGGCAAAGAGCUUCCUAGGGUUAGAGGCAGAUGCUUGGAAUUUAGAGUGGUAGAAAGUGUCCUUAGCAGCAGAAACAGAUUAAGAAAAUGUAGAGAGGAGGGAGUGAAAAGAUGCCAGGUCGGCAGGGAGUUUAGUUUUCUUCCAUUUCCGCUCAGCUGCCCGGAGCUCUGUUCUGUGAGCUCGCAAUGAGUCAUCAAGCCACAGAGCUGGAGGGGAGGACCGAGCCGGCCGGGAGGAUAGGGGACACAGGGAGUCAAAGGAUGCAGAAAGGGAGGAGAGGAGGGUUGAGGAGGCAGAAUCAGGAGAUUGGAGGGAGAAGGAUUGAGCAGAGGGAAGAGAUGAUAGGAUGGAAGAGGAGAGAGUAGUGGGAGAGAGAGAGCGAAGGUUGCGGCGGCGCGUUACCAUCUGUGUAGGGGCAGAGUGAGUAGUGUUGGAGGAGAGCGAGAGAGAAAAGGAUACAAAGUAGUGGUCGGAGACAUGGAGGGGAGUUGCAGUGAGAUUAGUAGAAGAGCAACAUCUAGUAAAGAUAAAGUCAAGCGUAUUGCCUGCCUUGUGAGUGGGGGGGGAUGGUGAGAGGGUGAGGUCAAAAGAGGAGAGGAGUGGAAAGAAGGAGGCAGAGAGAAAUGAGUCAAAUGUAGACGUGGAGAGGUUGAAAUCCCCCAGAACUGUGAAGGGUGAGCCAUCCUCAGGAAAGGAACUUAUCAAGGCGUCAAGCUCAUUGAUGAACUCUCCAAGGGAACCUGGAGGGCGAUAGAUGACAAGGAUAUUAAGCUUAAAUGGGCUAGUGACUGUGACAGCGUGGAAUUCAAAUGAGGAGAUAGACAGAUGGGUUAGGGGAAAAAUUGAGAAUGACCACUUGGGAGAGAUGAGGAUUCCUGUGCCACCACCCCUCUGACCAGAUGCUCUCGGGGUAUGCGAGAACAUAUGGUCAGACGAGGAGAGAGCAGUAGGAGUAGCACUGUUUUCAGUGGUAAUCCAUGUUUCCGUCAGUGCCAGGAAGUCGAGGGACUGGAGGGUAGCAUAGGCUGGGAUGAAGUCAGCCUUGUUGGCGGCAGAACGGCAGUUCCAGAGGCUGCCUGAGACCUGGAACUCCAGGUGUGUGGUGCGUGCAGGGACCACCAGGUUAGAGAGGCAGCAGCCACGCGGUGUGAGGCGUUUGUGUAGCCUGUGCGGAGAGGAGAGAACAGGGAUAGGCAGAGGCAUAGUUGACAGGCUGCAGCAUAUGGCUACAAUAAUGCAGAGGAGAUCGGGAUGAAAUGAACUAAACAUCAGGGAAAGGAGAGAGCAGGCCUCCCUCACCAAAAAAAAUAAAUAUAUAUAUAUAACUCUCCCAACUUCCACCUCAGAAACUAUAAUUGUUUCACUGAACCACCAGAGUAAAACUCUCCCAACUUCCACUUUAGAAAUUAGAAUUGUUGUAAACUACAGCAGACUGUUAUCAGUAGCUGUAAUUAAGUACAGCAGCUACCAACCACCUAACGUUAAUGCCUCGGAUGAGGUUAGAAAAACAGCUGAAUGGUAGCAGCUAGCUGGCUCAAUCACAGGUACUCUUAAGCAUGAAAUAACAUUGGAAACAAUUAACCACAGUUGCAAAAAGUUACCAGUAGCUACCCGCUAGCUAGCUAGCUUUGUUGGUCCAAGUAGUGGGUAGGCUAGCCUCUGUGAGGACCAUUCAAUUUGCCUCAAUACCAUUGGCAGUUACUAUUGUGAGUGUCUUCCUGGGUUCACAUUACAGCCCACAAAUAUUGCAACUGGACAGUGUUUGGGUAAGUAUUGUUUAAUAUGUGUGUGUGUGUGUGUUUGUGUGUGUGCACUGUUUCCUUGUCAUCACCCUAAUAUCCAUAUUUCUUCCUCAGGCGACUAACUCAUCUCUCUCUUUCUCUUUCAGACAUUAACGAGUGUAACACAGAAGGAGUAUGUGGAAAGGGGGGCAUCUGCCACAACCUGAAUGGCAGCUACUGGUGCCUGUGUUCUGCUGGAUUUACUAACUUCGGCAACAACCAAACUAAGUGUGUAGGUGAGAGACAAGCACCAUUCCACCUGUCGUCCAUGAUGCACUCCUUUGUCAUGCACGGGUCUGGACAUAGUGUACUGUAGAAGGGUAUUGAGAUAAUAUGUCUCCAUGUUUUUACUUUAGAGCUUAAUUGUGACCAGUAUGAAACACAGCCUGGUCAGGUAAAGUUUUACUUUACAAUUAUUACACUAAGAAUUGAGAAAAGGGUAUUUUUCCUUGAUCUUGAAAUGUUUAAUGCAUUUUUCCCACGGCUGCACAUGCCCCCCCCUCCCUCCCUCCUAGACUCUACCAGGCUUUGACAGUUUCGUGUCUCUGUUGAGAAACAACUGUUUGGUGUUGAGCAACUCUACAUUGCCUGGACCUUCAAGACAGCUGCUGACUGCAAAUGUGCUUUUGACAGUAAGUCACCACACAGAAACACACACACAUGCAACCACACACGUAUAAAACCCUUAUGUCUCUCUUCUCUAGUUACUUGUUAAUACCACUGAUGUUCUUCACCUGGGCGUCCAGUCCAAUGGUGAAGUGACUAAGUUACUGAGGACAAUUGAAAUGUCUAUCAGACUGAUCGCUCCACUGCUGACAGAGAACGUGACCAGGAUAGAGACCAACCACACAAGUAACACACACACACUGAACACACGCUGACCACAAUAUUUACCAUUUACUGACCACAAUCUGAACACCAUACUGACUGUAAAAGGAGCACUAACAAGCACAUUGGAUUGUUACAAUGUUCAAAUCAAAUAAAUGCAAUAUUGUGUUCUUUCAGUAAUGGUGAUUUCUGGUCUGUGUUGAUUUUGUCUAUCUUGAUAAACAGAGGUUGAGAUUAUGGUGAGGAGAGACAAGACUCCACCUGAAGGACCAGUCAGCCUGACCAAUGAGAACACUCAACUUGACACCACCUGGGAGACGGCGGUUGGAGAUUACCAGAAUUACCCAGGUAGCCGCGGUCCUACAGUACCAAUCAUCUCCUCAAAAUAUUAUUACAGGCACACAUUGAUGGAUUCGCUUGGGAUAUUGUUGCACAUGUUUUUGUAUCAGGCCUUAUGUUUUCUUUUGUUGUUUUUGGUGUGCAGGGUUUGCCUUUGUCGUUCUGCUCAGCUAUAAGAAUCUGGAUACUCUGAAGGACAGUUUUUCUCCUCAGAGCCAGCAGCUCAUGUCCAGUGCUGUGACGGUGUCCGUUAGCAACUCCAACACAACAAACCUGCCCCAACCGGUUAAUCUCACCUUCAAUCACCUGCAGGUAACACUUGUGUCUCUUCUUAAUAGUCUCUGGCUGUCAGUAAAAUAUGUUUUUCAUUUAUAUAUUUUGCAUGAAGUCACAUUUUUUCCUAAAUUGACUGAGUGAAAAUGGAAUGAACCCCAACUCAUAUAUACACUGUAUCCUAGUCCAGUGAUGUUGACCCCACCUGUGUUUAUUGGUCGGAUGAGAAUGGACCGGGGGAGUGGUCUGGGCGGGGUUGCACUUCAGUGAUGUCAAACUCCACCCACACUGCGUGCUCCUGCAACCAUCUCAGCACAUUUGCUCUGCUGAAGGGAAUCCAUCAGAAAAAGGUGAUGAUAAAACUAACCAGUUUCCAUCCAACUUUUUUAUGCGAGUAAAGUACAUGUCGGUUAAAAAAUGUCAUGACAGAACUGAUGGAAACAGAAAAUGUUUUGGUAAACUUUCAAAAUGUCAAGAAAACAAAAUACGCUAGACAAGGUGGGAUCUUUUUGUUUCGGUAAAAAUAAUUAUGCAAGAAAUGUAGGCGGAAACGCUUUUAUGCGUAAAUAUUGAUAUAAUAACCAUCAUAUCGAAGUAAAUUUGGAGUCACGCUAUGACGUGUGUGGUCCUCCCUCUACGACUCGUCAGGAAAGCAUGCAGUUUAUUAGGCACCAGAUUAAAUACAUUUAUGAUGAACUUCACAAGGUGGUAAAUGUGCAAGGUCAUGAGCUCUCCAAUAAAUAUCGAGGGUCUUAUUCUGGUGACAUGAUCAUCGAUGCUUGGCUGCAGUUUGACAAAUAAAACAAUCUCGCUUUUUUGUCCAUAAUAAUCUCAUGUAGGCUAUACGUGCACUCUAGCCAACAGCGCACAAAUACUUUAUCCGUAAACAGCGCUGUGGACUAGAGCGCAGGUGCCAAUACCGGAGUGGGCACACUUCCAAUAUCAGUAGAGUUGAAAAUGCCAUCGAAAGCCAUUAAACUUUUUUUUGGUACAUGGGAAUUUAACCGCAAAGUGUAUUUGUAUGUGCACUAUGUCAUCACGCACAGCCCUUUAUCUGUCAAUUUGAUGGAAACACCUCUCUGGUGGGAAAAUGUUUAGUGUUUUAAAGCGCAUUUUAGAAUAUUCCCAUGUAAAUCUGUCGCCAAUUGGAUGGAAACAUAGUUAGUGUAGCACAUCUGAAGGGGGAGAAAAUAUAUAUUCCCAGAUAUCUGUGUCAGAGACUUCCUUUGGUUCCACUGGAAAUGUUCAUGUUUUAAACUCCUAAAUGUAAGUGUUUGAUGCAUAUGUCAUAUUAUUUAAGUAUUUGAUGCAUUUGUCACAUUAUUUAGGAGAGUUUGAUGCUUGUUGAGUGCUGAUGUUGUUUUGUUCAUACUGUCUAGAUGGUGUGUCUAAUGCUUGUUAUUCCUCCUUGGCAGAGAAGCGGGCAGCUGUCGGUGGUGAUGUGGGUGGGCAUUUCUGUGGCACUGGCCUUUGUGGUCCUGUCCCUGAUCAUGUCCCUGUGGUGUCGCAAUUUCAGCCGCAAACGCCGUGGAGGACACCGGCUGCAACAUGAUGUACAGCUCCAUAGCAAA
Messenger RNA from Coregonus sp. 'balchen', 26378 nucleotides. NCBI's taxonomy places the organism in Eukaryota, Metazoa, Chordata, Actinopteri, Salmoniformes, Salmonidae. The record is from the annotation of a GenBank genome assembly.